AGGCAAGGUUCAAAGGUCAUUUAUUUUGUAAACACGCACCUUUCGAUCUCCUGCCUUGCGUGUUGUCCUUGCUUUCUAUUAGUAAUAAAAGUAGAGAAAUUGGGGCUGUUAUAACUAUUUAUAUAUCGUUUCUACUAUUUCAAAAAGACAAUUUAGUGAAGGACAAUUUUCUCUUGCGCUUUUUUCAUAAAAUUCACUAAUCAAAGCCGAAAACAAAGGUGCCGUAGUUUAAAUUUAAGGUAAUUAGUCAUUAGUUAAGUUAGUUUAAAACAAAUAUUGGCCCAAAUAUUAAUUUAUUAAAUUAAUACCACUCACUCUGUCUGAGACUCUUAAGUCUUAGUAGUCUUAGUUUCUGUUAACAACAAAUAAUAACAUAACGAUAGUUACUCACGACCUUGUACUUAUAAGUUUUACCUUUAAAAUCAAGCCGGUUCAAGGCCCUCUUAAAUUUAAAUUAAAUAUAAAAUAAUAAAUAUAUAUUAUAAUAAUAAUAGGCCUAUGACUAUGUGAACUAUGUCAUAAUAUUAAAAAUAAUAAUAAUAUGUCAUAUGUUAUUCUUAUCAGUAGGCCUAUCUGCCUAGCAUAACUGUGUAUAUAACUGUAGUGUAGAAUACCAAUAAGUUAAUUAAAGGCAAUAUAAAUUAAUUUACCAACAAUGACAGUAGUUUUAUAAUAUAACACUAAUUAAUAUUGCUGCAAUAAAAAAAAUGUAUCUUAUAUUAUAUGAAUGCAGUUUUUUUUGCCUCAGGUAUAACUUAAAAAGUUCCAACCAUGAGUUUAUUUUCAAAAUGUAUGUUUUUCAUUCAAAGUUUUGUAGAGCAACCUUCAUGGACAAGCCUAAAGCCACUUUCAUCAGUCAAAUACAAGCUCCUAUUCAGUGUCUUCUGCGACCUGGUGUUUGGUUACCUGGGAUAAGGAGCCUGCACAGUCAUCAGGAAAAGUGUGCUGGCUUUUAAUUAAUAUUUUUUUUUAACCUGUUAUAAGGCAACAGUUUUUUUGUGAGAACUAACUAAAGUUAAAGGGGCAGUUGAAGCAAACACAAAACUAUUUAAGAAUAAAAGGGAUUUCAGUUUUUGUAGAACUAACUAAAUUGCAUCACUUUUAGGAUGUUACAUAUUCAUAAUCAUAUUUUGAACAUUUUGUUAAUUAAGUUUUGGAAAUCUAAGAGUUUACUACUGUUGCUGUCUUUCACAAAAGCCUGAAGACAAUGUGUAGAAAAUAUUAACCUCUGUAUAUAUAAAUAUAUAUAUAUAUAUAUAUAUAUAAUAUAUACAUAUAAAACAAAAUAUAUGAAAUGUUAUUGAUCUGUUUUACAGAUGGAAGUUCAAUAGUGAUUCAGUUAAAGAUAAUUUAGAUUCAGUUUUAAGGGCUGUGGCAGAUGUCGUCAAAGCAGACCGAAGCAGAUCAUACUGGGAUAUUCAAACGGUAUCUGCUAUUAUUUUCAUUUCAUUUAAUUUCUUGCUUUUUCCUUUAAUUCAAUGAAAGAAAGGAGCUUUCUCUGACUAUCUUCAUUAAUAUAAAAAUGUGAUGACCGAGAGCAUUAUUUCACUAGUAAAUUAAAAUUUUAAAAGAAACAAAAUAAUCACUCUCAUUCAUUACAUGGCAAAGAACUUGGAAUUAACUUUACAAAUUAAUUACCUUAUAUACUCACAUAUAAGCCUACAUCGCAUAUAACCCGACCCCCUAAAACUGCUUUAAAAUGGCCAGUUUUUGCAAAAACCCGCAUAUAAGCCGACCAUACAAUUGUCUAAUUUGACUCCAUAUUUUUGGUUCAUAGAAAUGUGUUACUGUCAAGAUGUAAAAUGUUUACUUUUAUGUUCCAUACCAGUUUGUUUACCUUUUGGAAUGACACAAAAACGUGUUCUGCUCUUUCACACUCAGUAUCAUUAUCAGCUAUGCAUAGAUUAAAUUCUUUGAAGCGACACCUCUGUAUAUAUAUAUUAGAACUCUGUACACACAACCCAAUAAAGAGUCAGAUAGCGAUGAAAAUGUGUGGCUGGAAAAUUGGCGUUAGUGUCUGUUCUUGUGUCCAUUUUGUUUUAUGCGCAUAUAAGCCGACCCCUUGAUUUCAGUAUUGUAUUUUAUAGUUCUAAAUUCGGCUUAUAUGCGAGUAUAUACUGUACAUAUCUGAUCAUUCACUCAGUUCUGCAGUCUUCAUUAAUUUACUAUAAAAUAAGUUGAAUCAUCUUGUUGUUUACAAAAAAAGUUUGUCAGCUGCUUUAUUUUUUAAACCCAUAACGAUGUCUUAAAUAAAAAAAUGCACUUUCAUUCAGCAAACAUUUUGUGUUUGGUAUACAAAAAUCAGAUAACCCUCUUAAUAUUACCAGCUUUAAAGAGUAUAAUUCUUUUUAUAUAAGGCUUAUUCUUACGUUGUUUUAUAUAGCUGGGAAUUUUAGGCUUCAUUUGAAUAAUGUUUUCAUUUGAAUUGAAUUGCUGUUUAAAUGCACAAGCUCUAUAACUUAUUUUUACCUUUAAACUGAAUAGCUAUUUGCACUUCACAAGCUCUAUAACUCAUUUUUGCCAAAUGAAUGGAUUUGCUGUUUGAACUUCACAAGUUCAAUAACUCAUUUUCACCUGAAAACUAGACUGAAUUACAGGUUGCUCGAGGUUUCCUCAGAGUGUUUGUGUACACAAGGGCGGAGUGGCUUGACAUUAUAGAAAUUAAAUUUAUUGGAAAAACAGCUGAGGUUGGUUUAUGUGCAUUUAUUUAUUUGAAGUUUGAAGCAUGUUCUAUUGAAUCAAAGCUGUCAGUGUAAAAUCAUUCUUUAAGGAAAUUACUUAUUUUACUGCAGGCUUGUAAAAAAUUUAACCCCUAUACAGAACUUAAUCAAAACCCUCGAUUGCUUAGAAUUAAUUCAAUAACUAAAUGCAGAUAUUUUUGUAUAUUUUUUUUUAAUAACGUGAAUAUAGCUCGCUCACUCGAUAAGUGUAUAUUGCUUUUUAAAGACAUUUUUUCUAUUGGCAAAUCCAUGGGAUUUUGUCAGUUUGUAGCAUAAUUUUUGUAUUGUCACAUGUGACCAUUUUGUUCGGUUGAUUCAGUCUUCUUCAUGCUGACCUAUAAGGUCGCAACUGAGUUUUCCCUCUGGUAUGCCUGGAUCAAAAGGGGUGGGGUUGGGGAGGGGGGGUGAGUGAUGGUAAAAUCAGAAAAGGUGGUUGUUAAACAACAACCUUACCCCUUUGCUUACUAAAACCAUCAGUCUUAGAGGAUUUUGGGGAUGGGAUGAGGGACGGUGUUGGAGCCAAGCAUUUGAGCAUUUACACUGGGAUAAACAGACAGCAAGCAGUUGUUAAAUUCUACAUUUAUGCCUUGGUAAAGAUCUAAGUCACAAAACCCCAGAUUAUUUAAAGCAUUCUUUGUUUUAAAAAAAAAUAUUGUUUUGUGCAUAAUUUACAGUUUAAAGUUUUCAUACUCAAAAGGAGAAAAUAAAAAAAAAUAAUAAUUUUUCUAUAAAAAAAGUUUUUCUUUUGAAGAUGAGUUUAAAUGCACUAAAAUGUUGAAAAUACUUUUCUUAAACUUCAAGAAAGUCUGUGAAGAAAAUAUUUUUAAAAAUUAGAAAAAAAAAAAAACUUCUACAUUAAUUUGAAAUCUGUUUGCCUCGUAGAGUGCCUUACUACCCUUUUGCAUAUACUUUCUUUGCCUUAAAGAAUUUUGAGACAUUAUAUUCUACUUUUUAUUCUUAAAAACCCAUCUUUGAAAUAAAGUAUAUAUAUUUUUUUUUUUAAUUGCAUUUAUGUCCCUAAAAGCAUGUUUCAUUUUGAGUUAACACUACAUUAAAAGUUGCUUACUCUCUCAGGUCUGGUCUUUCUCUUCUGGAUUCUUGCCCCUGAUUAUUCCAUUUGCGUGUUUACUGAAUGUGGUCAGUUGUGCAAUUAUAGUGGGUUUUAAAAUUUUAAAAUUAAUUUCAUCCAAGAUCCUAAAAUGUUUACAAAGUAUGAUCCCCACACUGCCAUAAUAAAAAAAAGGAAUCAUAAUUUUUUUUUUGUGGAUAAAUUAACAUAUGUUAAUAAUUAGUUAAAGCUAGUAUUUAAUUUAUAUUUACUUGAAUCAUCUGCUUUAUUUAAUAGGCAUCUUUUAAGUAUAUUUUUAUGCAUUAAUCUUCUAGUAGUUGUAGUUUAUCUUUAAUUAUUUUAAAAUUAGCUAAUUUUUUCUUGUUGAUUUUGCAAAUUAAAUGGACAAUUUUUCUAGUUUUUAAGUGUUCACAUGAUUUUUUUUAUGAUGUCUCUCGCAUAAUUUUUGUUUUUAUCUAUAUCACAUCAUUUUUUUUUAAAUGUUUUAUUAUAGAUCUACAUUAAUAUCUAUGUCAAUGUUUAUUAAACAAAUUCCAGCCCUUAUUCUGGAUACCGUUCUUAGACAAUGGACUAAACAAACACAGAAUCAACAAAAUUGUUUCUGCCAUGGACGUGGCUGUUCAGCGAAGUUAAAAACUUCCCAGACAAACUGUUACCUCUGUCAGUAUUAGUAUUUCAACAAUUUAAACAAUUAAAGCAUUUACGAUUGUCA
This is a messenger RNA of Lymnaea stagnalis (great pond snail), 4501 nucleotides long. Lineage: Eukaryota; Metazoa; Mollusca; Gastropoda; Lymnaeidae. The record is from the annotation of a GenBank genome assembly.